ACGCACACACACACAGAGGCACGCACGCACGCGUGUGUAUCGUGAGCAGGACUGAUGAAGGCAGAGCAAAGGGGCGUGUGAGACUGCAGUUGCAUCCUUCUUCUUGCAUCCCUCCAUUCGACGUGUGUGGAGCGACAGCACAGCUGCUUCCUCUACCUCCUGUGCUCCAAACGCUGAAUCCGGCAUGUUCUGCUUCUGCCUGCAGAGCUCGCUGAUGAAGCUCCAGGCUCUGGAAGGAGAUUCCAGCCCAUCUUCAGAACCCUCUCCCGAAGACAGUCCACCCAUCCUGGGAUUCAAAGAGGAGAUCCAGGCUCCGUCAUGCAAUGGCGUGGAAGAAGAAAACAGCCCACUAGACUACAGGCUGGCAGAGGGUGACUGUAGCAGUGAUGUUCAGCAGAGCCCGGGGCCCAGUCGACUCAUCCAGCACAUCACAGAUGACAACAGCCCCCUACUCUCCCCACGCUGCUCCAGCCUCAGCCAGAGCCAACGCUUCAACACAGACCCAGAGUCUGCCCCGUCUCCACCCUGCACACAGCAUCUCUUUAUGGCUCGUGAGGUUGUUAGAACGGAGGUUUCUGGAGACGCUAAAGAAGUCGCCUCUAUACCCCUCCUCACCAAACACAUCCAGACACUCAAAAGGAAAAUGAGGAAAUUUGAGGAGCACUUUGAGCAGGAAAUGAACUAUAAGCCUUCACAUAAUGAUAAAUCAGCCAAUCCAGAGAUUUUCAAGCUCAUGAGCGAACUGGCCAGAUCUCGCAAACAGCUCAAAGAUUUAAAGCUGAGACAGUCAUUUGAGCACUCCCGAAGGCAAGACGGUAGUGAGUCCACAGAGAUCUGCAGGUACACUAACGGCCAGCAGGAGGCGCCAGAGCAGCAGACCCAGCAGCACAAACCCUCUCUAGAGGAAACUGUUGACUCGCUCCUCAGACGGCUGCGGGAGAAACGGCAGUCCCUCGGCCUCCCAGACAACAUGAAGGAGAUGACCCAGAGACAAAUGGCCCUGGAGAAAAUCACACUGCAGAAAUGUCUGCUGUAUUUUGAGAGCUUGCACGGUCGUCCCGGCACCAAACAAGAGAAAAACCUGGUGAAACCUCUCUACGACAGAUACCAGAUGGUUAAACAAAUCCUGUGUGCCACUCCCACCAUCACAACAAUAGAAGAAGAAGAGGAGUCAGAUGAAGACUCUGUUCGGUACACACCUCCUCCCAUGUAUCUCACAGAAAGGAGAGGCUGUGGGGAGGAGGAGGGAGAUAGUGAUCCAGCAUUUGUGUCCCCGCUGGACGAGAUCAAGACUGUGAGACAGUCAGCCAUUACCAUGUCCAGCCUUCACGAGGCCUCCAGGUCUGAGUUGCUGGAGUGUUUGCGGGAGACUCGAGUGGAGAAAAAGAGACGGCGUAAAGCCAUCAGAGAGUUUGAAGAGCAAUUCUUGAGACAGAUGGGAAGAACGGCGCAAAAAGAUGAUCGAAUCCCCAUGGCUGAGGAAUACCAGGAGUACAAAAGUCUCAAAGCCAAAUUACGCUUACUGGAAGUGUUGCUCAGCAAACAGGAAACCACAAAGACUAUUUGAUUCAAUGGGAUUUGUUCUGCCUUUCAGUAUUGAACCCAAUGUUUGGACCAAAUAGACUUUUUACAUUUGACAUAUUUGUGCCAUAAAGAUGCUAAAAUGCACUUUAUUAUUAUUUCUGUGUUGAAUUGACCACACUGGAAGUCCUAGACUCAAGGCUGGGCAAGGCCUUUUUUGGUGGCUACUGUAACAUAAACGUAGUGUGCAAUCUCUGUGCUGUGUACAGAGCGAGAUGGAUCUAUACAAACCUAAUAUUUCAUAUUUCAGUGGGUGAAAAGGAAAUGUUUAUGGAAUACGGCACUUUAUUUUUGGAGGAGAUUUUUUUAACCAAAGUCUAAAUCAUAUGCAAUUUUCAAAUUUUCUUGCUCUUAUUUGAAGGUAAUUUAUGAUUACUAAUUAGGAACAUGGUGACAAUAUGCACACUAAUGAGGAUCCAUGAUUCUCUGGGGCUAGGAGCUAUGGCCCGCUCAAAUAAUGCAAUGCUCUUAAUAGAAAACAACCCACAGCACUUAAAAUAAUAAUUUUAUGCAAAUUUCAGUGAUUUCCCUCGCAUAGACUUGCAGAGACCAACCAUAAUUGUAUGCAUUGUAAGAACAAACACAAGUAAUUGUGUUUAUUUCUCAUAUAUUUGUCUCCUAGUAUGAAAAAAAAAUAUAUAUGAUAUUUUAUAACUGGAGCAUGAAAUGAGAAGUACUGAAAAUGUUCUAGAUAGUAAAGAUAGAAAGAAAUCCAAGGACUGUAUUUGAAAAGAUAUCUAUAGUAAAUCUACUCAGUUUAAAAUUGUGUUAAAUAAGGUACAUGGCCAUCACAGAGCACAGUUUUCCUCCUAUACAUGAAAAAUAAGUCAUAAUAUUUUAAGUCAGUGGUUAAAAUGACUAUUGAACACUGUCAAAUCACAUUUUAAGCUAAAAACAAUACUGAAGCCCAAAGCAGAAGAUAUGUUCAUAAGAAGCAGACGAGUGCUUGAAGUGCAAUUCUGCUCAAGUAGCUACUCAAAACGAAACAAUCAAUAUCUUUCUUUCUCCGGCUCUACUGCAAUGAACUAUAACAGUCUUUGUGUUGUGUCUUUGCAUGCCAACCAGCGUAAACUGUUGAAUUGUGCUACAAUCAGGUGUGGUUAUUCUGUGUCAUGUUAUCUUUGUCCCAGAUUUGCUAUAGACACAAUGCUACAAUGACAAAUGUAGCUUUUGAAUAUUAGCUAUAGUGCACGUAAAUACGACAUUGGUUUAUAAAGUAAAUAUAUCAUUUCUAUAUAUUUGCUUUACCGUGAACCCAUUCUUUUCCAUCGCCAAAGUCUUCUGUAUUGUGCACUUCUGUUUCUGUCCAUUUUCUAUUCACCAGUUAAAAAAUAAAUAUUUUAUCUAUCUACACGUCUCAUCACAUAUAUUAUAUGUUAAAUCACAGUAUACUUGAGGGGUUGGAAUAAAUAACAUGAAACACUGCUGAAGAAGAGUCAUGGAAUUGCUUAUGUCAAUGUGUUGUUUUGUUUUUUAAUUGCAAUCAUGCUUAGAUUUUUUUAGAUAUCCAUGAACUCACUCGAUAUUGUAAUUCUUACAUUAUCACAUUCAUAAUGCCUCAUCAAAAUGUUGUUUUGCCUGACUGCUGUGAGAAUUUGUGUUAAACUUUGGUAAAUGUUACAAUGCUGCGUUCUAAUGGGAGGGGACAUCAUUAAAGGUUUGACAGCCAAUAGGAUUAAAGAAGCAGUUUGAUUGACGGGUGAUUGAGUCAACAUCCCAACACAGAUAGAAAAAUAGGAGCACGACAUACAUUAUCUAACCCGACCUUGGUCAGGAUUGACAAGCUAUUAAAAGAAAAGGGCAUUUUGUCAAAAGCAGUAAGAUACAUGGUGCGGAGGAGCCUUUGGCUUUGUUCAAACUGCACAUAAAUCCCCAAAAAUCCAUAAAUUGAAAUACAAUCUUUACGACUCUUAGGCUCUAUUUUUGUAGCUGCGCUAAGCCAGUGCUACGCACAAUGAGAUGACUAUGUGCUAUAGCCUACGUCUUCUCAUUUUCAAGACGGUGCUAAUUUUAAGCACAUUUUUUGUGCCAACACGAAGCGCAAGUGGGUAUGGGUGGGAGUGUUUGCGCUAUCUGUGGGUGUAUAUGUGCAAACGGUGUAUUGUAUUUGUGACAGAAAUUAAAUAUAUAAUAGGACGCAGACAGUGGAAUAACUGGAGAAGAACAUCAGAAUGAAAUUACACUUGUCCAGCCCAUCUGCGUUUUGCACGUGCAAUUUCACCAAACCCACUUGCGCCUAGGCUUAACACAUGCUUGCACGAAAAUAUAAAAACUUCAUUGCAAUGCCCAUGGACUUUGCUCGUAUGGCUUAAAGCUGAAGAAUGUAACUUUUUCAGUGUUAAAAUACUUCCUUCUACCCAAGCUUAAUAUGCAGAGACAACUAUGAGAAAGUCAUUCAGAGGUUAAUUUUCACGAAAGUGGUAAACACUAUAAAAUUCCUGUGUUUGUUUAGAGUGACCCGCCUAGACCCGCUUGGUGUGAGUUGGUGACGGGACAAUCCUGUUGUUCAAACAACAGCAGACGAGGUUAUUUUCAGAAAGCUAUAUUGAAACCAUUGUUUAUUUUUGCACUUCUGUUCAGCGGCGCGAGUGUCAGAGAAAUGACAUACUUCAGCUUUAAAUCACUUGCACUGCGCCUAGCACUAGCACUCUUAAAAUAGUGCCCUGACUGUUCACACGCUCAUUCUCUAAGUGAUGAAAUCUGUUUUGUUUGUUCAAAGAGAGUUGUCAAUAUCACGUGUGUCCACAUUAGUUGCUAUAAUACUAAUGUAACUGUCAGCAUGAUGCCAUAAGACUCAUUCAACAACUGAGCAAAGCUUUCAGUGUGAAAAAUACGGAACGGAAUACGGAGGGUGGGAAUUUAUUCUCUUAAAGUUUAGCAUUUUCUCAAAAUAGUUUUGUGUUCUCUCACAAUAAAUGUUGCGAUCCCUCGCAAGAGUUUUAUGUUCCCUCACAACUAUUUGGGAUUUUCUCGCAGUUUAACUACAGUAUUUGGUAUUUGUAGCACAACCAUAACUAUGGUAAUGCAAAUCCUAAACAUUUGCAAAUGCAAAAAAAAACAUGGUAACUACAAUUUGAGUCUAGUAACACCAUAGUUAAUCUGUGGUGCAUGUUCCUAAAAACUGCGGUAACCAUGACCGAUACUGUAAAUUAUAUAUAUAUAUAUAUAUAUA
Xyrauchen texanus (razorback sucker) is the source of this 4753-nucleotide messenger RNA. Its product is annotated as protein FAM13C-like. Bases 185 to 1567 code for a protein of 460 amino acids. The transcript is spliced from 10 exons. The record is from RefSeq and is a predicted model, not a curated record. NCBI's taxonomy places the organism in Eukaryota, Metazoa, Chordata, Actinopteri, Cypriniformes, Catostomidae.